AGUAGUGAGUCUUAGAGGAAAAACCCACCAGUUCUUCAGUGCACUCAGUAAUAGCUGUCGUCGGUUGAUGAAGACGAUGGCAGUGACAGGAUGGAUCAGUUUACUGGCUGCACUACUGACUACAGCACGCACUGAGGCACACAACCACAUGAGGGAGACAGAGACCUACCAUGUGAGCGCAGGCCACCUCUUCCUGUUGAAGUGCAGAACAUCAGGCCAUGUGACCUGGACCAGAGGGUCAGGGUUCAACCACAGCCUGCCAUCUGGAGUGGAAGUCCGGAAUGGUGUGCUGUGGUUUAUGCCUGUGCAGCUUUUUCAUAACGGAACUUACAUCUGUGAGAAGAGGAACCACAGAGGAGUCUGGAGGAUGGUGUUUGGACUGUCAGUGUCUCCAGAGAAAUGUCCUGAACCAUCUGAGCCCAGAUCAGUCACCCUGGGACUCAACAAAGGGAUUCCCUGCAACCUAGAUGAGAUCUUCAAGCUGAAUAUCCCAACACAGAUACAAUGGAUGAAGGACUGUCAUCCAUUCAAAAGACAGGGUGAUCCUGUUAUUGUGGAUGAAGACAACGGCUUCAUGAGGUUUCCUAAAGCCACACAGAGGGAUGCUGGGAUAUACACCUGCCUGGUAGACAUCAGAUUGAAUGGCACGACGUACACCGCUGCACGCACCACUCGCCUCGAUGUGGACAAUGACACAGUCUCUGUAGAGCCUCAAGUGGUGUCUCCUCAGCAUCAAGUGGUCAUGGUUGAAGUGGGAACAACAGUGGAGCUGCAGUGCUUGGCCUACACAGGCUUCAGUGAGGAUGAAGAAGUCACCAUGUACUGGACGGUUAAUGGCAACGAUAGUGAUGAGUUUGAGGAGUUCAAUGAAUCAGUGCCUCAGUUCGUCCAUCAUCGAGGCAGAACAUAUGCUUUGUCCACUCUGUCCAUUUCUAAAGUCCACCGGCACUUCUUGGACAUCUCCAUCUGCUGCCAUGUAAUGAACCCAGUGGGAUGGGAUGAAGGCGAGUUGCGGCUCCAAGAAGCGAACCACAGUUUCCUCUACACCAGCGUGGUUGUGUGUAUCGCUGCCUCCGUUAUUAUCCUGGUGCUGGCUGUUUUCUUCUUUUUCUUCAGAGUUGACCUGGUGCUUACUUACAGGAAACUCUUGGGAAUGUUCUCCAAACAACAAGCUCCAGAUGAAAACCUCUAUGAUGCUUAUGUGACCAUUUAUCACUCGGAUGCCUCGAGUUCUUCAGAAGUUAUGAGCUUCGCCUUCCAGCUGCUUCCUGACAAGCUUGAAAAACAACAUGGUUACUCCUUGUACAUUAGAGGUCGGGACGACUGCCCAGGAGAAGCGAUGCAUGAUGCCAUUGCUGCGACACUGCACAGAUGCCGCAGAAUGAUAAUCAUCUUGUCUGCUGAAGCUAAAUCUUCCACGGGUUGCAAAACAGAGGAAGUGUCACCAUUAUCUGAUGGCCAGAACCGGCACUACUAUGAGCAAAAAAUUGGCCUUUAUGAUGCUUUAAUCCAGAACAAACUACAAGUGAUUCUGGUAGAAAUAGAUGGUCCAGUGGAUUACACCUGCCUGCCUGAGUCUCUGCGCUACAUCAAGAGGAAACAAGGAGUCCUGAAGUGGAAGCCAGCUUCGUCUGGAAGCCACAAACUCACCAGACUUUACUCAAACAGAAACUUCUGGAAGCAUCUGAGAUACCACAUGCCUUCUGUUCCUACAGGAAAAAUCCAUACUAUGGUUUAAAUCCAAUUUAACCUUCUUGAACCUUUCUAAGGCCAAGAAAAUACGAAUGUUAAUAUUCAGGUUUGUUUCUAAGAAACACUGUAUUUCCUGGAAAAAAAUGGAGCCAGUAUCCGUCAAUUUGUCAUACUGACAUUUGUCAUUCAUCAUGAACUUAUCAAUGGGAAGUCGUGACUGAAUAGUUACUAGUGACCUGCAAAGAGAAGGUCAAGGCAGCUGUUGGAUUACUUUUGUCAAAAUACAGCUAUUAUUUUCAUUCAGCUAUUACAUUAUCGUUUUUGCUGAGCAGUGCAAUAAGGCCACAGACUUCUACACUGGAAAAACUGGAUGACAAAACCCACAAAUUUCAGUUCUCUUUUUACUGCAGCACAAGAAACCUCCAAAGUCAUUUCAGUUGUGUGUAACUUGUGUAUGAAAUUAAUACAAAGUCUGAAGUUUCACAAAAAACAGGAGUUAUCAUGUUUGCACUAUUAUGUUUCAGUAUUAUUUUUGCUAAACCUGCUGUGUAUAUUUUAGCCUGUAUUUAUUUACCACUUUUUGUAUACUAUAUUGUACUGUAUCAUAUUGUUGUAUUGAUUAUACAUGAGCUUCUGUUCUCUAACUACUGCUCUAUGAAUGAGAGAAAUAUUGUUCAUGUAAGUUAUCAUUAAACAUGUUGGACCUUUUGAGCUGCUUAUUAUAGAGGAAAAACAAAGCAAAGGUAUGAAGAAAUUUUCUCUGCCUUCGAACAGUGUUGGAGUCAAACUAACACACAGAUGAGACUGUGGUUAGUGGCUGAUGUGCUGUGGGGAAAAACCACACAUAAUAUGUGAGAACAGUGUGGGCCAGCGAACGUAACAUAUCUCCACAAGUGGGUUUUUUUGGGAGGGUGUUUUAGUAUAUGUGAGACUGUUACAGGGGAAAUCUAUUUUAUGAUUUCUGGUAAUGUGCAGGGGCAGUAUUUCCGUUUUCCAUGCUAUUAUGUGAAGGUUAUGCAAUCUUAUCAAAUGUCAUGUCAUUUUCUAUGAUGGGUUGACACUGGGUUACGAAAUCGUGAUAAGGGAAGACGUACCACUGUGAACAUAUUCUCAGCAAAAAUAGCUUAUUUCUUUCCACCAGUUAACAAAUGUUAAGGUGCUCUGAUGCUGGUUCAUGAUAAACGGUGCAGUGAUCUGGCAUGAAGUUCAACAAUUAAAUGUCACUAAUGCGGGUUAUCUGACUAUGCUGUUGUAGCUGUAAAUAAUGAUGCUAAGCUAAUGGUAACACUGUUGCCAAAGUAUUAUGAUUUUUAUAUGAACAGGAAAAUAAAUUGAGAAGUAGGAGAAGAAUGAGCACCCAGUAGUGCCCAUGGAUGUUUUAUUUUAGACAUGGAUUCCGAUUAGGGAUGUAAACAGUUAAUCGAUUAUCUAUUAAUUGCCGAUAAGAAUUUGCUUGAUUGAAUUAUUAAUUGUCGGUUAAUUGUCCUUUUCCACAGUGGGAUUUGUAGUGUCGACAGUAGGGGGCACCACUGCCCAAACUAGGCUUCAUUGUUGAAGUUGAAUAACACUGCAGCUGGAAUAGCCGGUCACUGAAGCGGACCAUGGCAUUGUUGAGUUGGGGGGGGUGGGUGGCAUCUCCGCUGAAAUCUCGCUCCAUUAUGUCAGGUAGUGAUACAAAGUCAGAAAUGCCUGUUUCUUCUAAACUGCCCCUC
Molecule: messenger RNA, 3404 nt
Organism: Sphaeramia orbicularis (orbiculate cardinalfish)
Lineage: Eukaryota; Metazoa; Chordata; Actinopteri; Kurtiformes; Apogonidae
Product: interleukin-1 receptor type 1-like
Exons: 12
Coding region: 68-1738 (556 amino acids)
Biological process (GO): signal transduction
Molecular function (GO): interleukin-1 receptor activity
Source: RefSeq, a predicted model, not a curated record